This is a messenger RNA of Drosophila albomicans, 1496 nucleotides long. It is a transcript of the gene Hex-t1, whose product is annotated as hexokinase type 1. Gene Ontology annotation, cellular component: mitochondrion; cytosol. Gene Ontology annotation, molecular function: D-glucose binding; mannokinase activity; ATP binding. The record is from RefSeq and is a predicted model, not a curated record. Gene Ontology annotation, biological process: intracellular glucose homeostasis; glycolytic process; glucose 6-phosphate metabolic process. NCBI's taxonomy places the organism in Eukaryota, Metazoa, Arthropoda, Insecta, Diptera, Drosophilidae. The transcript has a single exon. The coding region runs from base 97 to 1467 and encodes 456 amino acids.
AAAUGUUGUUCAAAUCGAAUUGUUGUUUAUACACAUAACAUAUAUUCUCUGAAAAGGAUUAAACUAUAUAAAUUUAACGUUUUUUCAACACAAAAGAUGGCCAAGUAUGAGCAUCCCGAAACAGAUUUUCCCGAAGCGUACAAGCUAUGCAAACUCUUCAAUCUUACUCAGGAAAAUCUGAUUACCGUCCGCAAUGGCAUGACUAAAGAAAUUAUUAAUGGUCUGGGCAGAGAAUCACAUGCACGCUCCUCGAUUCGCUGUUUCCUCAGCUAUGUGCAGAAUUUGCCCACUGGACAGGAACGUGGUCGCUUUUUGGCCUUGGAAAUGUGGCCUACCAAUGGCCGGAUUAUGUUGGUCAAGUUUAGCAGCGAGAAGGAUAUCUAUAUGAGCUCAAAGUGUGUGAUUGUGCCACACACAGUUGCCGGAGCACGUGGCACGCAGUUGUUUGAUUUCCUUGCCGAUAACAUUGCGAUCUUUGUGAAGGAGAAAAAGGUGGAAAAAGAGAAUCUGCCAAUGGGAAUUGCCUUUGCCUUUGCUCUCAAUAAAUUAGCCUUGGAUGUCGGCAUGUUGGUGGCCUGGACCAAGGGCUAUGGCGCCCAGGGCGUUGUGGGCAAAGAUGUGGUGCAGUUGCUGCGCAAUUCGCUAGCCAAGCACAAGGACAUCUCGGUGAAUUUGGCGGGCAUCAUUAACAUCUCGGCGGGCUCCUUAAUGGCACUUUGCUGGUCACACGUCAACACGAAAAUUGGUCUCAUUAUUGGCACCGUCACCAAUGCUGCUUAUGUGGAGCUGAGUUCACAGUGUGAACGCUACGAGGGCUCUCCUGAGUUGCCACUGAUGAUCAUUAACACGGAGUGGGCGCAAUUUGGUGCGAAUGGUCAUUUGGAUUUUAUGCGCAACGAAUUCGAUAAGCUAGUCGAUGAGGACUCCACUCAUCCGGGUCAAAAAUAUUACGAGAAGUGCAUUAGUACACUUUAUUUGGGCGAGUUGGUGCGUCUGAUUGUGGUGCGUCUCAUGGACAUGGGCGUCAUGUUUACCGAUUACAAUCAGGACUACAUUGGCAUCCAUUGGAAGAUGGAAAUGAAAUCACUGAUUGGCAUCGUCUCUGAUCCACCGGGCGUCUAUGUCCAUGGCCAAGAGGUGAUGGACAAAUUCAAGAUGCGCAACUGUCAGGAACGAGAUCUGGCCAUGUUGAAGUACAUCUGCCAAGUUGUCUGCGAUCGUUCAGCCAAACUUGUGGCUGCUGGUCUCGCGGCUUUGAUCAAUCGCAUGAACUACAGCCAGAUUUCCAUUUCGGUCGAUGGAGGCAUUUAUCGCUUGUUUCCCCGUUACCAGGAGGUGCUCAAUCGUCACACGCAGCAGUUGGCCAAUCCUCACAAUAAAUUUGAAAUCGUUGUCGCCGAGGAUAGUCCAGGCGUUGGAGCUGCCAUCAUGGCAGGCUUGGCUGUUUCUUUAGCGCAGAAUAAAUGAUGACUUUUAUGAAAUGAAUUGGGAAUUUC